AUGAAGCCAUUACCGGCGCUGAAUAUUAAUACAUUGAAUGCAUCGGUGGAUUCGGAAAAUGUGCAGAACAUCACCACACACGACCAGUUCAUACCAUUGGAAAAAGACGAAUUGGAAGACGAAAAACAUGACGAGUUGCAGAAUUCCAAGGCUGCCAUGAAAAAGCUUCAGCUGGCGUGUCUUUGUUCCUUUAUCUUCAUGUGUGUGCAAUUUGCCGGUGGCUAUUACGCCCAUAGUUUGGCCAUCAUGACGGAUGCAGCACACUUGAUGUCCGAUGUCGCAGGCUUUUUAGUAUCGCUCUUUGCAAUGUAUUUGGGACAGUUUCCUGCAUCGGCAACGAUGCCCUUUGGCUAUCAUCGAGCUGAAGUGAUUGGUGCACUGCUGAGUGUGCUACUCAUCUGGGUACUGACUAUUGGCCUCAUGUUUACAGCAGUGAGAAGGUUAAUUGAUCAAGGUAAUGCUGAUGCUAAGGAGACAGUGGACGGCAAAGUCAUGUUUCUGGUCGCAGUCUUUGGACUAGGCGUUAACCUUGUGCUGAUGAAGAUUCUGGGUCAUGAACACAGUCAAGGACAUGGGCAUGGACAUGGGGAUGGGAAUAGUCAUGGUCAUAGUCAUGGUCAUAGUCAUGGUCAUAGUCAUGGUCAUAGUCAUGGUCAUGGUCAUAGAUGUCAUGGUCAUGGUCAUGGUCAUGGUCAUGGUCAUGGUCAUGGUCACGGAUACUGUCCUGACGACAAGAAAAGUGUGGUGGAGCGGAGUCCUGGCCACAAUGUGGUGCAGACGCCCAUGUCGGCUAUGGCGCUGAUUGACUGUGUGGAGGAGCCAUUGGCGGACGGACUAGAGAGUCUGGCACCUAAGUCGUCAGUAUUUGAGAACAUUAACGUCCAUGCUGCGUAUAUUCAUGCACUCGGCGACUUCUUACAAAGUUUGGGCGUGUGUUUUGCUGGUGGACUUAUCUGGUACAACCCGUCGUGGCAAAUGGCGGACCCGAUUACGACGCUCUUGUUUUCCUUUCUGGUGCUUGGUACAACGAUUGGAGUGCAGACUCGGACGGUUCACAUUCUAAUGGAAGGCGCUCCACCUGAGCUAGACCUGCGUGUUGUCGAGAAGCAAAUUCGAGCGCUUGAAUGUGUUUAUGAUGUCCAUGAUCUUCAUAUUUGGAUGCUCACUGAUGGCCAUUACGCUGCCAGCGUGCAUAUUCUAUCAAACGGUGAGCCUCGUACGGCACUAAAAGGAACGCAACGCGUGCUGGCAUCUUUGGGCGUUCGUCGGCAAACCGUGCAAGUGGAGGAUCCGACUGAUCGCGAUUGGAAUGAAGACUUGUUCUGCAACUGGACGACAUACUCAAAUGUUGCGUUUGAAGCGGAGAGCAAGAUGUCGGUACCACGCGCUGGAACAAGGAAGGCAGCAGUAGCGCGUCUGCCUGGUAUAACUAUUGACUAG
Molecule: messenger RNA, 1440 nt
Organism: Peronospora farinosa
Lineage: Eukaryota; Oomycota; Peronosporomycetes; Peronosporales; Peronosporaceae
Source: the annotation of a GenBank genome assembly